UGAAAACUUUCAGAAACAGGAUGCCUGCCAAUGCACAUGAAUUCCUUGUAGUUUUUCUGCUGAGAAGCAUUUGAAGAUUGUCUCUGCAGACCUGAAUUGGCCUAACCCGUGGAUGGAGAUUUCUGGAAACUCAUAGCUGGAAAUGUUCACAAUGGAGAUUCUUACCUUGACUUAGUGGAUCUUAAAUCAUCUGACUUCAGACUCUGGAGAAGUGACACUGCUGACUUCUGAGCCAUGGCAACCCCAGAUGUGAGCGUCCACAUGGAGGAGGUAGUGGUUGUGACAACUCCAGACACUGCAGUUGAUGGCAGUGGUGUAGAGGAAGUGAAGACAGUGCUUGUAACAACAAAUCUAGCUCCUCAUGGGGGUGAUUUGACAGAAGAUAACAUGGAAACAGAAAAUGCAGCAGCUGCAGCUGCUGCUGCCUUUACAGCCUCCUCACAGCUCAAGGAAGCCGUGUUAGUGAAGAUGGCUGAAGAGGGGGAGAACUUAGAGGCUGAAAUUGUGUACCCCAUCACUUGCGGAGACAGCAGAGCUAACCUCAUUUGGAGGAAGUUUGUGUGCCCUGGCAUCAAUGUGAAAUGUGUUCAGUAUGAUGAACAUGUGAUCAGCCCAAAGGAGUUUGUGCACCUGGCAGGGAAAUCUACCUUGAAGGAUUGGAAGAGAGCAAUCCGGAUGAAUGGCAUCAUGCUCAGGAAGAUCAUGGACUCUGGAGAGCUAGACUUCUACCAGCAUGACAAGGUCUGCUCUAAUACUUGUCGCAGCACGAAGAUUGACCUCUCAGGGGCCCGUGUGUCCCUGAGCAGUCCCACAUCCACAGAAUACAUCCCGCUCACACCAGCUGCAGCUGAUGUGAAUGGCUCACCUGCCACCAUCACCAUAGAGACCUGUGAGGACCCUGGUGACUGGACCACAACCAUUGGAGAUGACACAUUUGCAUUCUGGCGGGGAUUAAAGGAUGCAGGCUUACUGGAUGAAGUCAUACAGGAAUUCCAACAGGAGCUAGAGGAAACCAUGAAAGGCCUGCAGCAGCGAGUGCAGGACCCACCCCUGCAGCUCCGAGAUGCUGUCCUCCUCAACAACAUCGUGCAAAACUUUGGCAUGCUGGAUCUGGUGAAGAAGGUACUGGCCAGCCACAAGUGUCAGAUGGAUCGUUCUCGGGAACAGUAUGCACGGGACCUGGCAGCCCUGGAACAACAGUGUGAUGAACAUCGCCGCCGUGCCAAGGAGCUGAAACACAAGUCCCAGCACCUCAGCAAUGUGCUCAUGACGUUGACCCCAGUUUCCCUGCCAUCCCCUAUGAAGCGGCCCCGUCUUGCCCGGGCUACAUCUGGACCAGCUGCUAUGGCUUCCCAGGUGCUUACACAGUCUGCACAGAUUGCUCUUAGCCCAGGAAUGCCUAUGUCCCAGUUGACCAGUGUGCCACUUGGCAAAGUAGUAUCUACACUGCCUUCCACUGUCCUGGGCAAGGGUUCUCCUCAAGCUGCCCCAGCCAGUUCACCGGCCUCCCCACUGCUUGGAGGCUACACAGUUCUGGCCUCCUCUGGCUCUACCUUCCCCAACACAGUAGAGAUUCACCCGGACACAUCCAGCCUCACCGUUUUGAGCACAGCCGCCAUGCAGGACGGCAGCACAGUACUGAAGGUGGUCAGCCCCUUGCAGCUGCUCACACUGCCUGGCCUGGGACCCGCCCUACAGAAUGUGGCUCAGGCAUCACCUGCAGGCAGCACCAUUGUGACAAUGCCUACAGCAACUGCCACUGGACCAGAGGAGCACACAGCUACUAUUGAGGUGGCCGCUGUAGCAGAGGACCAUGAGCAGAAGUAGCUGGCAGGGAGGGUAAAAUCCUUCCAAGAUGGGCUGGCUGCCUCUCCUCAGGCCACUGCAGGCAGAGGCCACUACAGACACAGGCCACAGGGCUGGCUCAGCACAAGCAGGUCUGAUGGGCUGAACCAAAGAGAGGAUUGCCGGAUGAAUCAAGAGAAGAAAAGGGGGCAGAAUGUUGCCAGCAACCUGGAAUAUCUGUCUUCAACAUAUAAACUUUCUCCCCUUUUUUUGUGGGAAAUACUCUUUUCCAUCUGUUGCUUAUUAAUCCUGUUUACACAUUGGGCCUUGAGCAGGAACCAGAGGGUCACUGACCAGGAGGAGGCCUGGGUGCUUCUGGUACAGCUACAGAGCCAGCACCAGAGCCCAGCUAAUUAUAGGUCCUAGUGCCUGCACCCCCAUGGGGCUGAGCCUGCUGGGACAUUAUUGACACAUGUCUUAGGCAGCAUGCCUGAGUGUGGAAGCCAUAGAUCCUAUGGAUUUGGUCUCUUCCCACAGUUCUCUGUUGGUUCAGUAUGGCCAGUGUCCAUGUUCCUUUCACUGUUGGGAACAUGCCCUGGGGCUAAGUGCAGACCCCAGUCAGGACCCCAUCCCCACCCCACAGGCACUCAGGUGGUGAAGGGGUCUCAUGGACCUGGCAUGUUCUAGACCCCUUUGCACAUGGGCUGCAGAUGUUUUUAAGUGAAUUGCUUAGUAGCCUUCUAGGGAAAAAUCAAAUUUAUAGUGUUUUCAACCAAAACAAUGCUGAGUGCCUAGGCUCCUGAGUCAGUUCUAGGAGGGACCCAGGGCACCAAUACAUACACACCUAGCCAGGUGCUAGAGGUCUUAAGUCGUGUCAUUCCCUGAGACAAAGCUCUGGAAGAAUCUUGUGGAAGUGUGCCUGAGACUUGGAAUGGCUUAAAUGACUCCCUGUGUGCAGCUGGCUCUAGUACUCCCCUAUAGUUGCCCCCCUAAAUCUCUUCUGGAGGUGGAGCUGGACCUCUCUGGCCAAUACUCAAUGUCUCUAUCCUGAGAACUCCAGGGUAUGUAAGGCUGUUUAGAGUGGUGAGUUGGUCAGCUGGAAGACAGGAUCCAGAAUGUUCCUUGGAAGGCUGUCUUCAGGCAAUUUUUACAGGUCUAGGUUUGGGCCUGUGCUAGGGGCUACCUAGGCGAGUUUUUGGAGCCAAGCAAUUCAGGGAACAAAGUUUUGGCCUCUUGGUAAAGGAUGUCCUGGGAUAGUCCUAAGGUGCCUCUUGAAUCUCCUGUUCUGUCAAUUGAAGGCUUUCCUUUAAAGGGCCCCACAGCAGGAAAGGCCACUGUCCCAUUUCACUGCUUUGAAGGCUACCUUGUCCUUCCAUCCAUGCAUCCCCUCGAGUGCCCAGAUUGCUUUUACACCGUUGCUCUGCCCCUGCUCUCACCCCAUGUCAAGCUACUGAGGCUCUUGUUUUCCUUCUGUUCCAUCACUGUUCACUGUGGCCAUGAAUCAGCUGGGUUUAGCAGAUGUUUACCUGUUUAUGUAUAUACUCCUUUUUAAAAACUUGUUUUAUUUUUUCAUUGAGUUACAAGUCUUGUUAUAUGCAGCUGUGUGACUUUAGGGGCAUUGGGAGGACCAGCAGGGUGGGUACUUCCUUGAAGUCCCUGCUCUACAAGCUCAGACUAGAUUAAUGUCACAAAUAAAACCUUCCUGCCCUAGGAACCAAGAGUCUUUCCUUGGCACAAGCCCCAGAUGUCACUUGCUUUGGGGGAUGUGGGCCAGUUCCCUUUCUUCAUAAGAGCAAGGUUGAGACAUUUUUGGCCCUUGCCCCUUAGAGCAUGGAGGUACUGGAAGGUGAAGUUUAUUUCAGAGCCAUACAAAAAUAAUUCUCAAAUCAGCUUCAGAAUUAGUUCAUAGCACUCCUUCCCAGUGUCCUCAGAGGCUGUCUACAGCCCACCCUCCAAGGCAGCUUCUAGCAGGACAGAGAAGGACCAAUAGUCCCGUCUGCAUGGAAGCCUCAGUUCUAGGAGAGGAAGUGUUAUCACUGCCCCACCACGUGUUUGUACCUGCCUCUCUGGUUCCUACUGACUUCUAUUGCUGUGUUCCCUGCUUGUUGGGCCAUUUAGGACCCAGGAAGGAAGGUCUUCCCUCUCCACACGCAAACGCGGGUGCUUGUGGCUGCUUUCAGUUUGGUUUUCUGAAAAGAUAGGACAGGAUUUGGUUUUGCAGAGGGUGCAAGCUCCUUUCCAUGCCUGCCCAGGAGGCACGCAGAAGGGCAAGUUUGAGUUCUUUGAGUUCUACUUUGUAUGUGUUUAGCAAGUAUCUGCUUGGUACUUUGAUUUAAAAUAAAAACACUUUUAUAA
Mus pahari (shrew mouse) is the source of this 4140-nucleotide messenger RNA. RefSeq names its product glucocorticoid modulatory element binding protein 2 (gene Gmeb2). Lineage: Eukaryota; Metazoa; Chordata; Mammalia; Rodentia; Muridae. Gene Ontology annotation, cellular component: nucleus. Gene Ontology annotation, biological process: positive regulation of transcription by RNA polymerase II. The record is from RefSeq and is a predicted model, not a curated record. The transcript has 10 exons. Gene Ontology annotation, molecular function: DNA-binding transcription activator activity, RNA polymerase II-specific; RNA polymerase II cis-regulatory region sequence-specific DNA binding. Bases 235 to 1827 code for a protein of 530 amino acids.